GCCACAUCAUGUAAUAUUCUAGGUCCUUUUUAGGUUGGUUUGAAUCUCAAAUUAGUGGUACAAUCCAAUUUCUCUUCGUUGCUUUAUUUUGACUUUCCCGGUAGUGGUAGUGUGGUACUACAAUUAAGUUGAUAACAUCCCAAUCCUAUGCGCUUCCAAAGUCCAGAGAAAAGGUCUAAUAUUGCUGAAAGACUUCUCCAACCGCUCACAUGCAUACAGUGAGUUCACAUCAAACCUCCAGAUCCAAUCCCAUACUCAUCAAUGAACAUUAAUGUAUAAAACAAACAAUCCCUCACGUACACCAAUACCAGUUAAUGCUGUGUCUCUCUUUCUCCCACGUAUUCAAACAUCAUCAAUCCUUCAUCAUGCCCACUCUGCAACUCAUCCUCUUCCUCUCCAUCCCCUUCUUUCUCACGUCAACAACCAAUGGUGCAUCUCCAAAUCCAUUCACAGCCAAGGCUGCACUGAUUCGCUACUGGGAUCGCAAGACCCCAAAUCAACGUCCUCAUCCAUCCUUCUUCCUCUCCAAACUCUCCCCACUCUCUGCUCUUGAUUCGACUACCUACUCCUCUUUGCUUUCCUCUAAUCCAUCAUCACUCACUCCCCAUCUCCUUACCUUCUGCUCUGCAGCUCAUCUCCUCUGCUCCCCAUCCCUCACUUCCAAAUCCCCCAAAGACUCCAACUUCGCCAACUACAACAAUGUAAAUUUCACCACCUACGGCACCACCGCGGCCGGUGGCCAAGACUCCUUUAAGAAGUACUCCAAGUCCCAAACCCUCCCCGUCGACGUUUUCAGCAGCUACUCUAGAGCCUCCGCCGGCCACGACGAGACCUUCACAACAUACUCUCCCAACGGCACCAUCAUCACUGACAACUUCACCUCCUACGCAACCAUCGCCACCGGCGGCUCGGGCGACUUCACUUCUUACGGCCGUCUCUCCAGGGUCUCCGAACUCACCUUCAAAAACUAUGAAACCGGAAGCAACGGCCAUGCCCAGAACUUCACUUCCUACUCUGAUGACAACAGUGGCGGCGAUGAAACAUUCACUAGCUACGGCAAAGGCGCCACUGGCGUUCCCACAAACUUCAGAUCCUAUGCUAACAACUCAGGGAUUCUCAUCUCCACGUUCAAGAGUUACGGCGAAGGUGCUACCGGUCCCUCGGACACCUUCACCAAGUACGGCAACAAUCCUGGGAGUUCCCAUCAAAACUUCCAAUCUUACAGUGAGAAUGCCAAUUCUGGGAAUGAGAGGUUCUCCGGCUACCGUGGUGACUCGGAUGUAGGUGAUGAUAAGUUCCAGUCUUACGGUAAGGGCGGGAACCACCCCACAGUGGAUUUCAAGACUUAUGGGCAGGAUUACAAGACGGGUGAGGACCAUUUCAAGAACUACGGUGAGAAUGCUAACAACCCGGAGAUUUCCUUCACGACAUACAAAGGCAACCCCACGGAUUUCAAGUCCUACGCCAAGACCGGAGUCGUCUUCAAGGAUUACCAGAACAUCACUACUUCUUCUGCGAAGGUCGAGUCCAGUGGGAAAACAGUAAAUAGAUGGGUUGAACCGGGAAAAUUCUUUAGAGAGAGCAGCUUGAAAGAGGGGAUAGUGAUGCCGAUGCCUGAUAUCCGGGAUAAGAUGCCGAAAAGGUCGUUUUUGCCUAGAGAUAUUUCAGGGAAAUUACCGUUCAAUGCCAUUGAGCUGGGCAACAUCUUUAAUGCGCCUGCUGGCACGGGGUUGGGUCGAGCCAUCGCGGACACGAUCAGCGAGUGCGAGCGCGCGCCGAGCCGUGGCGAGACCAAGCGGUGUGCGACGUCGGCCGAGGACAUGAUCGACUUCGCAGUGUCGGUGCUCGGGAACGACGCGGUGCCGCGCAGCACUGAGAGCGCUAGCGGGUCCGGAGGCAAUAGCCUGAUCGGGAAAGUCAAAGGGAUUAAUGGUGGCAGGGUGACCAAAUCGGUGUCAUGCCAUCAGAGCUUGUUUCCAUAUCUAGUGUAUUACUGUCACUCUGUGCCCAAGGUGCGGGUAUACCAAGCUGAAAUCUUGAGCGUUGAAUCAAAGAAGAAGAUAAACCAGGGUGUGGCCAUUUGUCACCUGGACACGUCGGACUGGAGUGCCGGUCAUGGCGCGUUCGUGGCGCUUGGGUCGAAACCGGGUGCGAUUGAAGUGUGCCACUGGAUCUUUGAAGGUGAUCUCACGUGGGCGGCUGCUGAUUGAUAUCUGUUUAUUUAAAUUUAGCAUCCGACUAUUAUGCUUUAUGUUGGUAAUGUUGUGUCAGUGUGCUCAUGUUUAUGUGUUGGUGGCCGGGAAUGAAUGGCCGCUCAAAUGUAUUUUUAAGUAUGGUUCAUGCUUGUCAUGGUAUGUAGCUCUGAAAUAAAUCAACCCACUAUUGGAAGAUGACAAAUAGCUAUUAUUGAUGCCA
Messenger RNA from Dioscorea cayenensis subsp. rotundata (Guinea yam), 2415 nucleotides. Its product is annotated as polygalacturonase 1 beta-like protein 3. Lineage: Eukaryota; Viridiplantae; Streptophyta; Magnoliopsida; Dioscoreales; Dioscoreaceae. The transcript has a single exon. The record is from RefSeq and is a predicted model, not a curated record. The coding region runs from base 315 to 2210 and encodes 631 amino acids.